AAUGGAUUAAUCGUUUAACGAUCUUAAAUUUCAAUUAUAGUAAGAACUAUAAAAGGAAGGAAUGGUGGAAAAUAUGAAAACAUAACUUAGAUACAAGCUUUUGGAGAGACUGUAAAUGUAAUAAAAGAAAAUUCCUUCUUCAGAUAAAGUAUCAGAAAGUGAAAUGUUAUUAAAAAGAGUGUUAGCUAGUGCAGUAGCAGAUUAUUUACGAGAGGCCAAAAUGGAUUAUUCAUUGUACUUUUUUAAUAUAUUUUAGAUCUGUUUUUAUACCAGAAACUACUUUUGGUGCAGCUUUAUUGAAUAAGGAAGAAUUGAAAAUACUUUUAAAAAUUGAUAAUUUAUAAGGAUCAAUUUUAUCAUAAAUGUUUAGUGAUAUAAUGCUUCUUAAACCUAAGGAACCUCUUAAAUCAAAUGCAGCUACUUAAACAUUCUAUGGGGAUGCUGUAAUAAAUUUGGAAUAAAAAUUAAGCAUGGUUGAUAAUAUGUACAAAAGUAAAAUUGAAAAUGAAUUACUUAAACCUUAAUAUGAUAUGGAGGAACGUAUUCUUAAGAUGAAGAGAGAAUAUGAGUAACGUUUGAAAACAGAGAUUGCUACAGAGACAACUAGAAUAAGAGAAUUUGAAGCAUAACAUAUUAGGUUGGAAGAGGCUGAUAAAUACAGAUAAAAAUUAUAAGAUUAUAGAGAAGAAUUAGAGAAGAAUUUCUAAGAGAAAUUAAAUGUUUUAAGAGAAAGAGAAAAUGAUACAUUAAAAAUGGCUGCAUAAAAAACAAAAGAAUUAGAGUCUUUGAAUUAUUAAUAUAGAUAAAAGAUAUUGAAGGAACAUGAGAUAAUAAAAUUAAAAGAAUAAGAAAUAGAAAAAUAGAGAAUUUCUAAUGAGGAGAGUUUGAAAUUUUAAAAGGCUAAAUUAGAUGUAAUGGAAAGAGAUUUGUCAAAGAAAUUGGCAGAAGCAAAUGGUAAUGAAGAUGUGAUUAAAAGAAAAUAUGAAGCAUAAAUUCAUGCAGCUAAAGCAUCUGCUGAAACUGAAUUUUAUGAGGAAAGAGAAUAAAUAAGAAAUAAACUUAAAUAAUUAGAGGGAGAUCUUAGAAAUAUGGAGAAUUUGAAAUCAACAAUAAAGACUUUAUAAAGAGAAAAUGAAUAAUUGGUAGAAGAAAAUAAAAAGUAUGUUGAAUAAGUAAGGGAAGUUAAAAAGAGAAGAAAGGAAAUGGAAUAUGAAUAUGAAUAAAUGAAAGAAAAUUUAAGAGCAGUAAGUGAUGCUUAGAGAAGAGAUUAAGAAUUAUGUAGAAAAUAUGAAACAGAUAUUAGAUUAAAAGAAGAAGAAAUGGCACUUUAUAAAACAACUAUUAAUCAUAAGGAUGGAAUGUUAAAUGAUCAUAAAGUACUUUAAUAAGAAUAAAUCAAAAAAUUAUAAAAAGAAAUAGAAUAAUAUUAAAAAAAGGUUGAAGCUUAAGAACUUCUUAUCAAAGAUUUAUAAGUUAAAGAGAAUCAUUCACCUAAUUUUGAUAUUUAAUCUGCUUUAUUUAAAGGAAACAUAGCUGAUUCAUAAUUAAUGUAAUAUAAUUUUUAGGACCACAAUAAUAAAAUGAAGUAAAUUCAUAAUGAAUUAGAUGAGAAUAGAAUGAGAAGAAGAGAAGAAAUUAAAAGAUUAUAAGAAAAUGCUGUUGUAUCUCUUAAUACAGAACCUGCAUUGAAAUUUGAUAAUGUUUGGGAUGUUUACAAUAGUUCAGUUAAUUAUUCAUAGAUUGGAGGAGUGUAAUAUAGAUCAAAGUUACAUGAGGAUUAUUAAGGUGGUAAGAUAUUUUAGACUGGAGAAGAUGCUCAAUCUUAAGUAAUUUAGAGUGGUGUAUUUUAAAAGAAGCCAGGAUAAGGAGGAACACAUUAAUAGUAAUAAAAUAUUAUCGAGGAAACAUAUUCAGAACUUAUGUGA
Messenger RNA from Paramecium pentaurelia, 1925 nucleotides. The record is from the annotation of a GenBank genome assembly. NCBI's taxonomy places the organism in Eukaryota, Ciliophora, Oligohymenophorea, Peniculida, Parameciidae.